GAUUUCAGUAAGGCUACAUGAAUUUCCAGGCCAGCAUACUGAUGCAGCCGUAGUAUUUGAGUAUGAUUUUACUAUUGAUGGAUUUUGGCUGUAGUCGUAUUAUUUGAAAUUUAGUUUACAAUUAUAAUAUAAAUAUUGUGCAGGGAGAAUAACAAAAUGUUGCCAUAUUGUUCCACAGAUAUUGACCUCUGGAUAAUGAAAUGAUAACUUUGGAAUGAUUUCUAUAGGUCCCUUACAAGAAAAAGAGAGUGAGAUGAAUUAUAUGUAGGAUUCGGCUGCAACCAGUACCCUGCAAGAGUCCUUGGGAAGGUGCAUCUGCUAUUAGCAGCAGCGUGGAGGAGGCGAGGAGUGUCAGUAUCCUGUUCAAUGAGUCCCAGCUGGAGACGCCAGAAAAACCCAGCUGGCUGAUAUAAGCCAUUACUCAAGGGAAACUAAACCAUGGCUUGGAGGGAAUUCGGUGUCCUCAGCUGGCUCAGAGAGAGUCGGCAAUCCCGGAAACUAAUCUUGUUGAUUGUCUUCAUUGCUCUGCUCUUGGACAACAUGUUGCUUACUGUAGUUGUGCCAAUUAUUCCCAGUUACUUGUACAGCAUUACACACCAAAAAAAUGCAACUGAAAUCCAAACUAUUAGGCCGGAGACAUCUACAUUAAGCCUGAAUAGUUUUCAAAGUAUCUUCUCCUAUUAUGACAACUCCACAAUGAUUACUGGAAAUCAUUCUGAAGGGACAAGACCAGGAGAUUUUUAUCACGCUCGGACAGAGCAAAUGGUGGUAAAUAUGACUAAGGCAUCACCACCCUCUGACUGCCCCAAGGAAGACAAAGACCUGCUAAAUGAAAAUGUCCAAGUUGGUUUGUUGUUUGCUUCCAAAGCAACUGUGCAGCUGCUUACUAACCCUUUUAUAGGGCCAAUGACAAAUAGAAUAGGCUAUCAGAUUCCCAUGUUUGCUGGCUUCUGCAUCAUGUUUGUCUCAACAAUUAUGUUUGCCUUUUCAGAAAGCUAUAAGUUACUAUUUAUAGCAAGAUCUCUUCAAGGAGUCGGAUCUUCUUGUUCUUCUGUAGCUGGUAUGGGUAUGCUGGCCAGUGUGUAUACUGAUGAUGAAGAAAGAGGCAAUGCAAUGGGGAUUGCCUUGGGAGGCAUGGCUAUGGGGGUAUUAGUGGGACCGCCUUUUGGAAGUGUAAUGUAUGAAUUUGUUGGGAAGACAGCACCUUUCCUGGUGUUAGCAGCAUUGGCUCUUUUAGAUGGUGCAAUACAAUUGCUAAUUCUGCAACCAUCCAGGAUACAACCAGAAAGUCAGAAAGGAGCAUCGCUGCUGACACUCUUGAGGGAUCCAUACAUCAUAAUUGCUGCAGGAUCAAUAUGUUUUUCAAAUAUGGCAAUUGCUAUGCUGGAACCAGCUUUGCCCAUCUGGAUGAUGGAGACAAUGUGUUCAAGAAAAUGGCAACUCGGCGUUGCUUUUAUUCCUGCCAGUGUCUCUUAUCUGAUUGGAACUAAUAUUUUUGGGGUCCUUGCACACAAAAUGGGACGGUGGCUUUGUGCUCUAAUUGGGAUGGUAAUAGUGGGAAUAAGCAUUUUGUGUGUGCCACUUGCUAGAAAUAUAUAUGGACUCAUAGCACCAAAUUUUGGGGUUGGUUUUGCCAUUGGGAUGGUGGAUUCUUCGAUGAUGCCUAUUAUGGGUUACCUUGUUGAUCUGCGCCAUGUUUCAGUCUAUGGAAGUGUCUAUGCAAUUGCAGAUGUUGCAUUUUGUAUGGGAUUUGCUUUAGGUCCAUCUGCUGGUGGUGCCAUUGCAAAGGCAAUUGGAUUCCCAUGGCUCAUGACCAUUAUAGGAAUCAUUGACAUCCUCUUCGCUCCUCUGUGUCUGUUUUUGCGCAGCCCUCCUGCCAAGGAAGAAAAAAUGGCAAUACUUAUGGACCAUAACUGUCACUAUAAAACCAAAAUGUAUACGCAGAACAACAUCCAGUCACAUCCAAUAGGCGAUAAUGAAGAAGAAUCAGAAAGUGAUGAGUAAUUUCUGAAAGCCAUAUCAAGUAGUUUAAUGUAUACAAGUGUUUCCUGUGGAACAUCUCAUCAAGACGUUUUAGUUGUACUGUACUUUUAAUGGUAAAAUAGUAAACAAGAAAAAGCCAAAGGUAGCUUUAUUUAUUGCCCUUGAUUAUGAAGCAGAUUACCCACUGCCUUAUAAAAGGAGAAGGGAAGCUUUUAUAGGAGUUUGCUACAGUGUCAAGAAUUUGUGCAUUUCACAUUAUGCACUAUAUUUUUGAUUAAAUUAGUAGUGUAAAUCUAAAUCCAGAUCUAUGCCUUUAAAAUGUCCAUUCAUUAACACUUUGCUUAUUCCACCAUUUUCUCUAUUUGACUGAUCAGCAGCAGAGAGUGCCUGAAACUAACAAUGAUAAAUUAUCUGAUUGUACACUAUAUAAAAAAAUGAAAAUGUUGCAUUUGUCAAAUAGCUUUCCUUGAAACCAUGAAAUAGAAUACGUAAUUCCCCUAAUUAUAUGCAUUUCCCCAUUAUUCCUAGAGGAAAAAAUCAUUGAAAAAUAAAAUAUGGAAAUUGUGAGGGAUACAUUUAAUUGAACUCCUUAUUAUCAGAUAGUAGGCACUAAACCAAAAAUGGCUGUAUAUUUUGCUUGCCAACACAUUUGUGCAACUUAGGUGGAAAAAAUCUAUCUGUAUAGAAAUAUUGAUUCAGAGUGCAUUAUAUGAUUUAAAUUUCAGACAAGUGUUACUAGGUGCACACCAUAAAUUAAAUCCAAAUUGUGUCAGACACUUACAGAUGCAUAAUACUCGCAGAUGGACAAUCCCUCCCAUAUAACACAAGAGAAGACAGUUUAGACAAAUAUAUGACACUAGAAGCAAGACUGGUCGAUGUCUGAACAGUUUCACCUAGUCGAUUUGAAACUUCUCAACAAUUUGGAUGAAAUUGUUUUUUCUUUAUUUUUAUUUCUUAAAGCUUUAUUUUGAUUUUUAAGAGAGUUGCAUAACACAAAUGUCUCCUGGGGGACCUGUGUGUCUGCCCAAAUAAUAUAAAUCUAAGAGCUAUCAAUUAGGUAGUCAAAUUUUCACUCUUGGCUGGCCCUCGGGCAUGAGGAGACUACAGAACCACAGCCUUAGAAAGUAUUCCUGCUAUGGGCAGAGUAACUUGCAGCAAGGGGAUUUGGAGAGACGAGGACUGUGUAGAUUGCUAUAUGGGAGGAAUGUAAUAUCCCUGCCUCUUCUAAUUGAUAGGCAACUCAGCAGUCCAUUGAGCCCUACAACAGUGUUGUCCUUCAUUUGGACCUGAGCUCAUGAAAGGAUGUGUGAAAAUAGUUGUGAAAAUAGAAUUCCAACAAAUGAUAGACCAUGUAUCAAUAUCAAAUAUUUAGUGUCAUGUACUUGUCAUGCUGUUUGUAAAACAUGAUCUCUGUGCCUUCUUUCAUUUAUCAACAGAUGGUUUGUGUCUUAAAGCAGACACUUUGUUUACAUAUUUUUGUAAGUGUAUAUAUUGGUCAAAAUUAGAGAUGCUGUAGAUUAAUUAUUGUUAAUUAUGCAGAAAAGUAACAACUUGGAAUGUUAUCAUUUCUUGGAAAACCCCCAAAUAAACGGUGGACAAUUU
Molecule: messenger RNA, 3585 nt
Organism: Podarcis muralis (Common wall lizard)
Lineage: Eukaryota; Metazoa; Chordata; Lepidosauria; Squamata; Lacertidae
Gene: SLC18A2
Product: solute carrier family 18 member A2
Biological process (GO): aminergic neurotransmitter loading into synaptic vesicle; transmembrane transport; xenobiotic transport
Cellular component (GO): synaptic vesicle membrane; terminal bouton
Molecular function (GO): xenobiotic transmembrane transporter activity; serotonin:sodium:chloride symporter activity
Source: RefSeq, a predicted model, not a curated record